GAUAUAUACGGAAAGUAUCGAACGAGUGUGGUUUGAUGCAGGGUCUGUAAUGUCUACAGUCAUAACCCUACCCAAAGGGCGUGAGCUGACACCAGGACUCAGCUACAGUGUAUUUGUGCGGGCAUGGUAUGACGAGAACACAUACAACAUCUACAAAUCCGACGGCAUCCUCAUUGAUAUUACAGCACCAAGAACAACUUCACUGCAAGGAGUAGCGAUGAAAGAGCACAUGGAAUCUGGAGACAGGAAAGAUAUCGACUACCAGCAUCACGUAGAUAGGAUAUACCUGAGCUGGAGGAACGUACUGGACACACAGUCAAGACUCCUAACAUACACGGCUUACACAAGUACUUCACCCGGCGGUUUCAGCAUACAUGCGUCGUCUGACAUGACUGCCACAAACUGCACAGUGUCUGGGUUGUCUCUGGAAUCGGGAACCACAUACUACUCCAAUGUACUUGCAUAUAACAAAGCCGGAUUGGUUGCUUGGACAUUCUCAGAUGGGGUGCAGAUCGAUGUCACGGCACCAGUAGCAGGGACUGUAGAAGAUGGAGACGGGUCCGGUGAUGUUGACUACCAGUCCUCCCAGACACGGGUAUCUGCAUCCUGGUUUGGGUUUGCUGACAAGGAUUCCACAAUCAGCAAGUAUUUCUGGUGUGUUGGUUCAACCAAUGAUACAUCUGGAUGUACCAUCGUGGAUUGGCAGGAUGUGGGCCUGCAUACAUCAGCAAGAGCACGCCUGGAGUCACCACUUGUUGAUGGAAUACACAUAUGGGCGAAGGUUUAUGCUGUAGACGUUGUUGGCCACACAACUACAGUGGUUGUAUCAGAUGGGGUCAUCAUUGAUUCGUCGCCACCUGAAGUUAAGGACAUUGCCUAUCUAGGGGAAAAUCUGGUGUCCAAUCCCUCCUUUGAAGAAAGCAUUAGCCAUUCCACUGACUGUCAUCCUGAACUACCUUCAUGGAAGGCUGGGAGGCACUCCUGCAUCAGGCUACUGACACCUGGUGUUCACCAUGCCACACACGGGAAGACAGUAGUUUCUGUACGAGGCAGCAUACAGCAGCAUGUCAUGAACCUUGGCGUUGGCAGAAGAUAUAAAGCCACCAUCCAUGUUGGGUAUCCUUUGGACAUUACUGUCAACCAGAAAGUAGUAGAAGGUUUCAUAUCGUUUGGGAAUGACAUCUUUACCUUCAGCCUCGAUCCCCACCUAUGUGUAGACUCGUGUUAUGGUACAGAUGGACGGGUCAUCCUGUGGAGCCAGUAUAGCUUCAGUUUCCUGGCAAAGAACGCCACAACACCGCUGAAAAUUGGGACGUCCUCCAACAGCAUGGAAAUGGCCCUGGAUCACGUGUUGUUGCAAAGAGUGGAUCAUGUAGGGAAUGCAGAUACUAUGGAAACAGAAAGUAACGUCAAUCUUCAAGCUGUCUUCCGGAAGCACUGGUCAUCAGUUCACGUAUCUUGGCACUUUGAUGAUGGAGAGUCUCCAAUUGUAGAAUACACAAUGGCUGCGGGUACUGUCCUCGGAGGAACUCAGGUGCAGGGCUUUAAGAGUGUUGGCCGACACGCACAUGGAACUCUGUCAGGUCUGAGACUGUCCCACAAACAGAAACUGUUCCUGACCAUCACUGCCAGGAAUGCUGCUGGUCUCACAACCGUCUCCCGCCCUGACCCCAUCACUGUCGACAUGACCCCGCCGGUGUUUUCUCACAUCAAUGAUGGAGACGGGAUUGACAUUGACUACCAGGCUUUGGGCGAUGUGUACGUCAACUGGGCAGUCGAGGAUGCUGAGUCGAGUAUUCUGCGCUGUACCUGGGCAAUAGGCAGGAUACCGGGCAAAGGUGACAUCAAGAUGUUUCAGUUGGUUUCCCGAAAUCAAACAACGGCUAACUUUGACAUCACAAAUGUCAAUAUUAGCCUUCCUCUGAAGAUAUUCACAACAGUUCGUUGUAUCAACACCGUGGGUUUGAUGUCGUCAGCCGUCUCCGAUGGCGUAACUCUGACACAUGGCCAACUGAAGCCUACAAUGGCGGUCAUCUUGGAUGACAACGUCAGGUACUUCAAUCAACGUGGUCAAUGCCUUAAAAACAACACAGUUCGGAUGCACUGGGCCCGGUAUGACCUCCAGACAACUGUGAUUAAGGUAACAGAUGAGUCCGGCACAUAUCAGACCAGAGUAGACACCGACUAUGAGUUUGCCUCGUUCUGUGGGCUGCACUUCAACAACCUGGCCUCUUAUCCAGUUGCAGUAUCUCAAGACAACGUGCUUGGGACACGAGGGGAAACAACUCUUCUUAACCUUACCACCCAUGGCAAUCCUCCGACAAUAACAGGAUCUGCUGCGAUAGCUGUGUCACGGAAAGGAAAGCACAUCUCCCUAAACUGGGAUGGGCUGUUCGUCUCUCCGUGGAAGGAUCUUCAAUAUGAGCUUCACAUUGGAACAGUCGUUGGAGGAGCAGACAUCUUGGAGGAGGUUCUCAUGAAAAGAGCGGAAACAAACCUGACCGUGAUCCCCACCCAUUCCAUACCAAAAUCUCUGUUUGCAGCUGUGACCGCAAUAGACCCGUGUGGUUAUAGUGCUCACUAUCAGCAAGAAAUAGAACUUUAAACAUGUCCACACAUGGAUUGAAUUAAACACAUAUAUGUAAAGUAUACACCGGCUUUAUGAAACAUAUAUGGACCGAAGUUUUCUCUUUUUAAGGAUGCAUAAUAAUUAUUAGCAAUAUAGGUAAUAAUUAUGUAUACCCUGAGUUGUACUAAACAUUUGUAGUUCUUGAAAGGCAUUUUGAGUUGGACGAACAUGAACACGGGUCACGUUUUUAUCAACAUUCACCCGAUGGAGCAAGAAUUAGCUCUAAAACGUCGUAUAAAGAAUAAAAUAAAAAGAAGUUGUUUUCAAUAAAAACGUGUCUUGUAUUCAAAACUUUCUUACAUUGUUUACAGUCAUGUUAGAACAGUUUGGAUGUUCAUGCCAAACCAUCAUUCAGUAGUAGCCUGUUUUCGCAUUAUUGUCUUUUGGUAAAGAGUCUGAUACUGUCAUGUAGUGUUGAUUAAGACGUUCAUUGGGGGCAUGCAUUUGUUGUAUAUUAAACAGUGACCAUGAUGCAUUAUUGACUCAAAUGAAUGUUGUAUUCACUUUAGCAUUGCCGCUAACGCCACAGCUGAAACAGUAACUGUGCACUCUCUGGCCAUAUCCUUUACUGUUGUGUAUAUCAAUUCUUCUUCAAAAGAAUAAUAUCCUCGAGUUUAGUUAGAAAUUAUCACAAUUAUUUCGGGAAACUAUUCGCCAUAUUAGUAGCUUGAGAAAUCACGCUUCACCACUUACUGACGUUACGAAAAAACGUAUAUCAAACAAAAGAAGUUUAUAUGACCAUACGCUAUAAUCAAUCAGGUCAUUUGUAUUGUCUUCUGUAAUUAAACUGUUUUCGAUUUA
This is a messenger RNA of Haliotis rubra (blacklip abalone), 3430 nucleotides long. RefSeq lists its product as uncharacterized. Gene Ontology annotation, molecular function: protein binding. Lineage: Eukaryota; Metazoa; Mollusca; Gastropoda; Lepetellida; Haliotidae. The transcript has 11 exons. The record is from RefSeq and is a predicted model, not a curated record. Bases 50 to 2605 code for a protein of 851 amino acids.